AUGUUUAUUGAACGCGACGGUGACCGCGAGAGAUUCACUUGGGCGUUCAUUCUGGCCUUCUCAAAAUUCGAAAAAGUGAGCCAUUCCCGGGGUCUUGGAAUACAGUAGCGGCUACGGUUUAAGAGAGGGUCGGUACAAGCCAAUUUCACUCUCUUAAAUCCGGCUUUCUGUUAUAUCGUGUUGGCUACGGUAUAAGAGAGAAUCCUCUUAAACAGUAUCUCGCUAUAAGAGAAUAUUCUCUUAUAUCGUAGCCAAAACUAAAGGUCGUGAAACAGGGACUCUCGCGCACUGACUACACUCGAAUGCCAAAAUAGGUCAUGAAAAGAGCGUAUCAU
This is a messenger RNA of Ectocarpus sp. CCAP 1310/34, 335 nucleotides long. The record is from the annotation of a GenBank genome assembly. Lineage: Eukaryota; Phaeophyceae; Ectocarpales; Ectocarpaceae.